Molecule: messenger RNA, 1323 nt
Organism: Penicillium egyptiacum
Lineage: Eukaryota; Fungi; Ascomycota; Eurotiomycetes; Eurotiales; Aspergillaceae
Source: the annotation of a GenBank genome assembly
AUGGUUUGGGGUAUCCCAGCCCUAAACUCAGACAAUGCUUACGAUUCGCACAUCAGUAUGCCGAUCAUGGCUGAUCUUUUGGAAUUGAGUCCACUCACACUACACUAUGCCUACUUUAUUUUCACGCCUGCCAUCGGCAGUGUCAUAUUAUACACGGCUUCGUCGGAUAUCCACGGUCUCCACUAUUCUGAUGCUUUGUUCAUGUGCUUCAGCGCUAUGACGGGGACUGGGCUGAGCGUGAUUGACCUGUCUACGCUAAACCCUUUACAACAGGGCACCCUGUUUUGCCUUCUUAUUCUCGGACAUGCAUUUCCUAUCUUCGCAAUCAUCUCUCUAUUUCGUGUCUGGAAGUUCCGGUCCGCUCAGAGAGAUAAUUCAGACAGGGGAAAGGAAAAGAAAAUGGCCUGUAACGAAGAGGGUGCUCUGUCUGCCAAGGGUAUAGGCAACGCAAAAGCCACUACCGUAGUGAGGGAAUUGCAACCAGAUGCUUCGUCUUCCUGCGAGCCCGAAGGAUCAUGCGAGGACUAUGGCUUUAUCGUUGUCACAGACCCGAGACAUCCCGACAGAAGUCAGCAGGUCACUUCCAUUAUUGUGGACGACAAGAAGGAUGUUGGGAAUUGGAAGGCACAUAUCCCACGCCUGAGUUCCUGGUUAAAGGGCAUGGUGCGACGAGCAGCCAACCCUCUCUCCUGCAGAGAACCAAUCAACUGCAAAGAAAUAGGCGAGGUAGAGUGCAGGGCACUUUUGUUAACGGCAGUAUUUAUCAUACUAUAUUUCAUCGGUUUCCUCGUUCUUGGUAUCGUGGGUAUCGGCCUCUGGUCCAAGUUCGUCCGCCCAGACAUUCCAAGGGAGGAUGGAGCCUCCCCUUUCUGGGCAGGAGCUUUUCUUGCUACAUCUGCACUCUGCAACAACGGCAUGUCUCUCAUUGAUGCUAAUAUGGGCGGUUAUCAAAAUGAGCCCUUUCCGCUUCUUGCCUGCGGCUUUCUUAUCCUUGCCGGAAACACACUUUUCCCUUGUUUAUUAAGAUUGCUGAUUUGGGGUUUGAGAAAGAUGUUGCCGAAUAACCCCACUUGGCAGUCGUGGCGACGAACUUUCGAUUUUACCCUCAGUGAUUCCCAAAAGGCCUGCGCUUACUUAUACCCUGCUUCGCAUACAUGGUUUAUAUUGGGCACAGUCGUUGUUCUCAAUGCCAUCAUGUGGGGUGCUUUCGAGGUCUCUGCCAUCAAUAACGAGGAGAUUGGCUCUCUUCCAGUCGGGUUCCGGGUCCUAGAUGGGCUUUUCCAGGCUUUAGGUAUUUAUUUCUGGUCAUCCAUCAUGGAUUAG